This is a messenger RNA of Papilio xuthus (Asian swallowtail), 803 nucleotides long. RefSeq names its product MOB kinase activator-like 1 (gene mats). The coding region runs from base 117 to 770 and encodes 217 amino acids. The record is from RefSeq and is a predicted model, not a curated record. The transcript has 5 exons. Lineage: Eukaryota; Metazoa; Arthropoda; Insecta; Lepidoptera; Papilionidae.
UGUCAAUUGAAUCGUAUUGAAUAUUUUAUUGUUUUAGGCUAACCUAUUUUAAUGAUUUGGUGCUAUAGUAGAAGACGAUAAUUUAGUUUAUUCGGAUAAAUUAAUUUAAGAACAAAAUGAGCUUUCUAUUUGGGAGUCGAUCUAAUAAAACUUUUAAGCCAAAAAAGAAUAUCCCUGAGGGAACACAUCAAUAUGACCUGAUGCGACACGCGGCCGCCACGCUGGGCUCAGGCAACCUGCGGCUUGCCGUCAUGCUGCCAGAGGGAGAGGACCUCAAUGAGUGGGUGGCAGUCAACACGGUGGACUUCUUCAACCAGAUCAACAUGCUGUACGGCACAAUCACCGAGUUCUGCACGGAGGAGUCCUGCGCGGUGAUGUCAGCAGGGCCCAAGUACGAGUACCACUGGGCCGACGGGCACACAGUCAAGAAGCCUAUCAAGUGCUCCGCGCCUAAGUAUAUAGACUACCUCAUGACCUGGGCCCAGGACCAGCUUGACGACGAAACUCUCUUCCCCUCAAAAAUAGGCGUGCCCUUCCCUAAGAACUUCCUGUCGAUGGCGAAGACAAUCCUGAAGCGACUGUUCCGCGUCUACGCCCACAUCUACCACCAGCACUUCCCCGAGGUGGUGCAGCUCGGCGAGGAGGCGCACCUUAACACCUCCUUCAAGCAUUUCAUCUUCUUUGUGCAGGAAUUCAACCUAAUAGAGAGAAGAGAGCUGGCACCGCUGCAGGAACUCAUCGAAAAACUGACGGCUAAGGAGGCGCGAUGAGCACCGCCCCCGACCCCGCCCCNNNCCGCCCCG